This is a messenger RNA of Penicillium verhagenii, 1488 nucleotides long. RefSeq names its product hydroxyacid-oxoacid transhydrogenase. Gene Ontology annotation, molecular function: alcohol dehydrogenase (NAD+) activity; metal ion binding. NCBI's taxonomy places the organism in Eukaryota, Fungi, Ascomycota, Eurotiomycetes, Eurotiales, Aspergillaceae. The record is from RefSeq and is a predicted model, not a curated record. The coding region runs from base 1 to 1488 and encodes 495 amino acids. Gene Ontology annotation, cellular component: mitochondrion. The transcript is spliced from 3 exons.
AUGGUCGCACCUGCAAUUCGAGUGGCCCCGUCGGCUGCCAACCGCGCGCUGAAUCUAUUGCGCACGGUGCAAUACACCCACCCACCCAAUUGCCCUUGCCACUCCAAUUCCAAUCAUCACCACCACCACAAGACUCCGUCGAUGUUGAAAAAUGUCCGUCGUCAUCUGGCCACUCCCGUGGAUCCUUCGCGCGAAAAGGAGUAUGCCUUUGAAAUGGCCGCAUCCAGUAUUCGGUUUGGACCUGGAUCUACCAAGGAGGUCGGCAUGGAUUUCACAAACAUGGGUGCCAAGCGAGUUUGCAUCGUAACCGAUUCCAAUGUGGCCAAACUAGAUGCCAUGAAGCAAGCUGUUGAAGGACUCACGCGAGAGGGCAUUCAAUUUACCAUUUUUGACAAGGUCCGGACGGAGCCAAAGGACAGCUCUAUUAGAGAAGCUAUUGCAUUUGCGAAGCCGUAUAAACCCGACGCCUUCCUUGCCGUCGGUGGCGGAUCUGUCAUUGACACCGCGAAACUCAUGAAUCUGUACACCGUUUUUCCGGAAGCCGACUUUAUGGAUUUCGUCAACGCCCCACUUGGCAAGGGCCUCCCAGUGACCAAACCGCUGCUCCCUCUUGUCGCAGUGCCCACCACCGCAGGCACAGGCUCCGAGACAACCGGAACAGCCAUCUUUGACCUGGUAGAGAAGAAGGCCAAGACGGGCAUUGCACACCGCGCCCUCAAGCCCACACUGGGAAUCUGUGACCCCCUUAAUACUCGUACAAUGCCCUCGGCGGUCCACGCUGCUUCCGGUCUUGAUGUGCUCUGCCACUCACUCGAGUCGUGGACCGCAAUCCCAUAUAACGAGCGCACGCCACGCCCCACAAAUCCCAUCAAUCGCCCUGCUUAUCAAGGUGCGAACCCUAUCUCCGAUAUUUUCUCCCUCGAAGCCCUGCGCAGCACAGUCAAGUAUCUUCCUCGCGCCGUGAGAGACCCCGAUGACCACGAGGCGCAGUCCAACAUGCUUCUCGCGGCGACUCUGGCCGGUGUUGGGUUCGGUAAUGCAGGUGUACACCUGUGCCAUGGCAUGAGUUACCCGAUUUCUAGUCAGAACCCUGGCUACAAGCACAGCGGUUACGAGGUUGAUCACCCAAUAAUUCCCCACGGUGUUUCCGUCGCCGUAACCGCGCCCGCUGUGUUUAGGUUCACGGCUGCAUCAAAUCCGGACCGUCACUUGGCUGCUGCUGAAGCAUUUGGCGUGGAUAUUACAAAUGUAAAGCGCGAAAGCGCGGGUGAGGUUCUUGGGGCUGCCAUUGCCGAGUUCUUGCUUAAACUGGGUGAUCAACCGCGUGGUUUGAAGGGGCUGGGAUUCAAAUAUUCGGACCUUGAUGGCUUGGUUGAGGGGACUAUUCCGCAAAAGCGUGUGCUGAUGCUAGCCCCGAAUUUGAGCGAGGAGCUUCAAGCAGAGAAGGAGGAGCUGAGGCAUCUUUUGGAGGAGUCUUUGGACUACUAG